AUGUUGAAGCUCAUAGCUCUUGGCACGGCUUUACUCGUUGUCGUCACGCCAAUUCGUUUCGAAAAUCCCGAGCAGUUGCUAAGUGAUGAAUUCAGCAGCGGUGAAGAGUCAUCAGGCGAGGUGGAUCAGUUUGGAUCUACAGGACUGCCAACUGACGGAGAAGAGGGUUCUGGCGAAGAGGAACAGACCACAACUCCAAAAGCUCCCGUGAAAAUAACUUUGACAGAAAGGAUUCUUACAUUUUUCAAAGUUCUAGUCUACAAACUCGUGAGAUUUCAUGAAGUUACGGUGCGAUAG
Messenger RNA from Strongylus vulgaris, 297 nucleotides. Lineage: Eukaryota; Metazoa; Nematoda; Chromadorea; Rhabditida; Strongylidae. The record is from the annotation of a GenBank genome assembly.